Messenger RNA from Thlaspi arvense, 1542 nucleotides. Lineage: Eukaryota; Viridiplantae; Streptophyta; Magnoliopsida; Brassicales; Brassicaceae. The record is from the annotation of a GenBank genome assembly.
AUGUGUAAAGCGGAGAAGUUUCUAUACCACAGGAGGCUCUGGGAGAUGAAGGUUAAGUAUCUAGGAGAUAGCAAGAUAGAGAAACUCAAGAACUCGCUGGUUUCGAGGUCUCGUAUGAGCCUAUGGAUGAUUCGGGCUAUGACCAUAUUGUUGCUGUGGAGUUGUUUUGUUCAUUUGGUGGCUUUGGGAGAGAUGUGGGGACCAAGAUUGUUGAAAAGCUGGCCUUCUUGUUUCACUCACCACGAUUUCCCAACGCCUUCUCAAAUGUCUUCUCUUCCCACGAAACUCGCCCUCCCGCCUAAAAGGAUAUAUCAUAACAAUGGCUAUCUUAUGGUUUCCUGCAAUGGAGGACUCAACCAAAUGCGAGCAGCGAUAUGUGAUAUGGUCACUAUUGCAAGAUACAUGAAUGUCACACUUAUUGUCCCGGAGCUCGACAAGACCUCGUUUUGGAAUGAUCCAAGUGAGUUCAAAGACAUAUUCGACGUGGAUCACUUCAUAACUUCUUUAAGAGAUGAGGUUCGUAUACUCAAAGAGCUUCCUCCAAGGCUUAAGAGAAGGGUCGAGCUCGGAGUGUACCACACCAUGCCUCCUAUCAGCUGGUCCAACAUGUCCUACUACCAAGACCAGAUCCUUCCGCUGGUGAAGAAGCAUAAGGUCUUACAUCUGAAUAAGACUGAUACUCGACUUGCUAAUAAUGAACUACCUGUUGAGAUCCAGAAGCUGCGAUGCCGAGCAAAUUUCAACGGGCUUAGGUUUACUCCAAAGAUUGAGGAAUUGGGUAGAAGAGUAGUCAAGAUUCUGAGGGAGAAAGGCCCCUUUCUGGUUCUGCAUCUCAGAUACGAAAUGGAUAUGUUGGCAUUUUCUGGUUGCUCCCAUGGUUGCAACCGCUACGAAGAGGAAGAACUUACAAGAAUGAGAUAUGCUUAUCCGUGGUGGAAAGAGAAAGUGAUAAACUCAGAGUCGAAGAGGAAAGAAGGCCUUUGCCCAUUGACUCCAGAAGAAACAGCUCUUACGCUAUCCGCAUUGGGUAUUGACCGUAAUGUUCAGAUUUACAUAGCUGCCGGAGAAAUAUACGGUGGUAAGAGGCGGCUCAAGGCUUUAACAGACGUUUUUCCGAAUGUGGUCAGGAAAGAAACCCUACUCGAUUCCUCUGAUUUGAGUUUUUGUCAGAACCAUUCCUCUCAGAUGGCUGCUCUUGAUUACCUUAUUUCUCUCGAAAGUGAUAUAUUUGUUCCUACGUAUUACGGGAACAUGGCCAAAGUCGUGGAAGGUCAUCGCAGGUUUUUGGGGUUCAAGAAGACGAUUGAGCUAAACCGGAAGUUCUUGGUUAACCUAAUAGAUGAAUACUACGAAGGAUUGUUGAGCUGGGAAGUGUUCUCAACGACGGUGAAGGCCUUUCACGCUACAAGAAUGGGAGGUCCCAAGAAACGGCUAGUGAUUCCAAAUAAACCGAAAGAAGAAGACUACUUUUAUGCCAAUCCAUACGAAUGUCUUCAGCUACUACACGAGUACAAUGGUAAUUCACUAGAAGCAACCAAAUGA